AUGAAAGUGCUAUAUUUAUCGUGGUUGGUUUCAUUUUUCCUCCACGAAUAUGUUGCUGGAGAUGUUCUGAGCAUUGCUGCGAAAAAGGCGCUGCUCAAAACUCACAAUGACCAUCGGCGGAGGCUUGCCAAAGGCGAGGAGUUGAAUAAGGAGAACAAAAAUAUGCCCAAGGCGGCGAAUAUGAUGAAAAUGGUAAGGAAAGAAGGAUGGAAAUUACGUAUUAUGGGUCUUACAUCUUUUCACUAACACUCAGUGAAAUCGCACAUGUUAUCUACGAAAUUUCCAGUUCUACAACAAGAAUCUGGAGAAGAAAGCGGAUGAAUGGUUGAAGAAAUGUCAAUUCGCACGUGUACCAGGAGUGGAAGGUGGGCAAAACCUCUACAUGGUGUCGUCCGCGAUGGAGCAGGGUGCGUUUGAAGCUGAUGGAAGGUAGUCUCAAAAAUUUGGGUGAAACUUCCUUUUUCUGGCCCAAGCGAAAAGAAGGUUUUACAGCUUGCGCCCAAACAAUUGCAAGGAAUAUCAGGCUUAGGAAGGUUAGGCUUUGCCUUAGGCUUAGUUUAGCGCUUAAGCUGCUUUCUAUUUUUAUUCGCAGUCUGCAGGGAAACCAGGGCGCAAGCUGCAAAGCGCCGGGCCAGGAAAAGGAAGUUUUGCCAAAAAUGUGCGAGUACCUUCGCAAUGUCCAAACCUUUCUGGACUUGGUCUAGGAAGUACUCCUAGUUACAUACAAACGUCGUUUUUACCAUUGACACAUUCGAAACUGGUGUAAUCGUGAUAUAUUUUCUGAACAUACUAAAAUUUAACAAUUUAGAGUCAUAAUAUGGCUCCUAUUUUAUGAACAUAUAGGUGUAUUUCAAUGCCAAAAUACACAUUUUUUUUGCAGAGGCGGUAGUGGUACGGGCUGCAGAGUCUUGGUGGAGCGACCUGCCAAAGAAGUACGCAACAACUAGUGUUGAUUUUUCGUCUCUGAAUGCGAACGAAGUGGGGCAUUUUACACAGGUACGAAAACGUUUCUUAUGGUGAUAUAUUUAGAUGGGAUGUACUAAGUGCGAGGCUCAGAUUUUGAUUUGACUUGGCACGAAUUUAAAUUAAUUUUUUCUAAGCUAUACGCGAUACUCGGUUUGCAGAAACGACCGAGAAUUUUUGGUCGAAUUUUGAAAAAAUAUGCCGCUUUUUUGCGAAUUUUGGCAUGAAAAUAUCAGUCUGUCGGGAAAAUAACGGCGGAUCGUCACAUCAAAAUGUCUCGUCUCGCCGCUAUCGCGAACCAAAUUCCCAGCCGCGGCUUGAAGUCGCAAAACGAUGGUGGGCGAUUCCGAGGCGCGACGAUCCGCCGCACGGCAACCCAGGGAGUCUCCCGCCUCGUUUCGGCGCUUCGCCCACCUAGUAUCGGUUGAAUUCAAACGAAAUGUCAAAAAUGAAUUUUUCGUGCGGGUUUCCGACCGAAAAACAUUUUUCUCGGAAUUAUUUUAUUUCUUUUGUGAAUUUCGACACUUGUGGGCGGGAGACAUUUUUGUUCUAUUUUGGGUUGCCGUGCGCCGUUAUUUUUCCGACAGACCGAUAUUCGUAUGUUAUUCUACGGCAGACGGAAACCUUUUACGAAAACAUACAUUUUCCUCCUUAAAACUGGUAAUGACGUGGCUAAAAAGUGUUUUUCUCAAUAGUCGCCCUCCAGGUUCUGCCUACUCUCUCGGCAGUCGUUCAAUAUCUCAAUUAUGUCUGCAAAAAGCGAUCUAAAAUUUUCAACAAUUGAUAUGCCCCUAUACCCUACGCGUGUGCAAAAUUUGAAGAAAUGCUGAGCAUCUGUGCGUCGCACUUGGAACACCCAUUUCCUAUGAGAACCUCUGAUCCCUUUUUUAGAUGGCCUGGGCCAAAAACCGUCGCGUCGGAUGUGCCGUGCAGAAGUGUGACUCCGGAACAAUGGUCGUCUGCUUGUAUGGAACUGGCAACGUUGCGAAAGAGAAUGUGUACGAAAUCGGUGAGCCGUGUUCCGGCUGUGCUGAGGGUACCUAUUGCGAGGACGCCUUGUGCGUGAUGAACUGUCAAAAACAGAAGAAAAAGUAG
This is a messenger RNA of Bursaphelenchus xylophilus (pine wood nematode), 2058 nucleotides long. The record is from the annotation of a GenBank genome assembly. Lineage: Eukaryota; Metazoa; Nematoda; Chromadorea; Rhabditida; Aphelenchoididae.